AUGCCGCUGCAACACCCCGUUGAGCAGCAGCAAUGCAGGCUUUCACCUCCAGCCGCUUCCCAACCCUCCUCGACCCCAUCUCCAAGGCCGCCAAAGCCCACGCGCCGCCGCCGCCGCCUGCUGCAAACGCUAGCCUCCAUCCCCGCCGAUGCCGCCGCGCCGUCGCCGCCGCCCCCGUCACUCUCCCGGCUCCUCGCCGCCGCGCUGCGGGGAGGACGCGUCUGCGGGGAGCUCCCCGACCUACUCUCGGCCGGCGGGGCAGGAAGAGGGGCGGGGAUAGGGACGCUGCUGAUGAGCACGACGGCGGCGGCGGUGACCAAGGCGCGGGAGAGCCCCUACAUCCUCGCGCUGGCGGCCAACCCAACGUUCGUGUCCGGGAUGCUGGCCUUCGCGGCGGCGCAGGUCGCCAAGGUCGUGCUCACCUCCGUGGUGGAGCGGCGGUGGAGCCCGCGGAUGCUGUGCAGCUCCGGCGGGAUGCCCUCCUCGCACUCCGCGCUCUGCACCGCGCUCACCGCCUCCGUCGCGCUCUGCCACGGCGUCCGCGACGCGCUCUUCCCCGUGUGUCUUGGGUUCAGUCUCAUUGUCAUGUACGACGCCACGGGCGUCAGGCGCCACGCCGGGAUGCAGGCCCAGGUACUCAAUAAGAUCGUUGAGGACCUGUUCCAAGGCCACCCCAUCAGCGAAAGGAAACUCAAGGAGUUGUUAGGGCACACCCCAUCUCAGGUCUUCGCCGGCGCCUUUCUGGGCAUCCUCGUGGCCUGGUUCUGUUGCCAAGGUUGUAUUGCUGCCAUUUGAUACUGCUCAUAACGUAUUAGUGCAUUCUAAGCGGAGUUUUGCAUCUGCUGUAACCAUUGCUGAACAAAAUAGGCACUUGAUUUGUUGCACAUUGGCUGGCUGUGUACAUAAAUAGCAUGGAUAAGAUCUCACGACUUUGAUACUUAUGUUUGAUUCAAAAUUUUGCAGUAUUCUCUUUUC
Messenger RNA from Lolium rigidum, 975 nucleotides. RefSeq lists its product as uncharacterized. The transcript is spliced from 3 exons. Lineage: Eukaryota; Viridiplantae; Streptophyta; Magnoliopsida; Poales; Poaceae. Bases 1 to 795 code for a protein of 264 amino acids. The record is from RefSeq and is a predicted model, not a curated record.